Messenger RNA from Rubroshorea leprosula, 656 nucleotides. Lineage: Eukaryota; Viridiplantae; Streptophyta; Magnoliopsida; Malvales; Dipterocarpaceae. The record is from the annotation of a GenBank genome assembly.
UCGCUACCUAACUCUCACACACACAACAUCUAACCACGAGAGUCAACAGAAACGCAUCUUCUUCUUCGCAGAAAGCAUCACCCAAAGUCGCCGAUCUCUAACUUCUGCGGAGGGAUCUCCGAUAAGAUGUCUUCUUUCCGAGCAUUCUUGAACAGUCCAGUUGGUCCUAAAACAACUCACUUUUGGGGACCUGUUGCCAACUGGGGAUUUGUGAUUGCUGGCUUGGUUGAUAUGAACAAACCUCCAGAAAUGAUUUCUGGCAACAUGACAGCAGCAAUGUGUGUCUAUUCAGGAUUAUUUAUGAGGUUUGCGUGGAUGGUACAGCCACGGAACUAUCUGCUUCUUUCAUGCCAUGUAUCAAAUGAGACUGUACAGCUGUAUCAACUUUCCCGUUGGGCUAGGGCUCAGGGGUACUUAUCAGAAAAGAAAGAGGAAGCCUCAUCAAAGUAAAGAAGCUUCCCUUCCUAUCUGGGUUGUGAUUUCUGAAGGAUGCAUGUUCUGUAUUUGCUUAAAUAUGCUGUUGAGUCAUGUUCCGUUAAUUUGACUGCCAAUGUAGCUGACCCUGGGCGGAUAAUAUAAGGGGUUCCUUACAAGUGCUUUAUAAUAAUAAGCUUUGUUUUUGAUUCAUCAGAUCUUUCUCGGAUUAUCUACAUGCA